AUGUCUGAUCCUAAGCCUUUGCCGUUUGUAUAUCAAUUCUUGUCUGGCGCUAUUGCCGGUGUCUCCGAAAUCUUGGUGAUGUACCCUUUAGAUGUGGUCAAAACAAGACAACAGUUGGCCACUACCAGCGAUUACAAUGGCACCAUAAGAUGCAUUAAGAAAAUUGUUGCCGAAGAAGGCGCCUCAAGGUUAUACAAAGGCAUCAGCGCCCCUAUUUUAAUGGAAGCUCCUAAGAGAGCGACCAAGUUCGCUGCAAACGAUGAGUGGGGCAAGUUCUACAAAAACCUCUUCGGUGUUCCUACUAUGAACCAAUCUUUAGCUGUUUUAACUGGUGCUACUGCGGGUGCGACUGAAUCGUUUGUUGUUGUGCCCUUUGAAUUGGUCAAGAUCAAGUUGCAGGACAAGUCUUCCAAGUUCAACGGUAUGGGUGAAGUGGUUAAGCACAUUGUAAAAGACAAUGGUGUUCUCGGAUUGUACAAAGGAUUGGAAUCUACCUUGUGGAGACAUAUUGCAUGGAAUGCCGGCUAUUUCGGCUUGAUCUUCCAGGUUAGAUCUUUGAUGCCUAAACCUAAAUCUUCUACUGAAAAGACUCUCAUAGAUUUGACCAGCGGAGCCAUUGGUGGUACUUUCGGUACCAUGUUGAACACUCCUUUUGAUGUUGUCAAGUCGAGAAUUCAGGCUGGUUCUACCAAGUACAUUUGGACAAUUCCCUCAGUCUUUACGGUUGCUAGAGAAGAAGGUUUUGCUGCGUUGUACAAAGGUUUUGUGCCCAAGGUCUUAAGAUUAGGUCCUGGCGGUGGAAUCCUUUUGGUGGUAUUUUCUACUUGUAUGGACUUCUUCAGAACUAUUCACGAGAAAGUAUGA
Messenger RNA from Clavispora lusitaniae ATCC 42720, 864 nucleotides. RefSeq names its product mitochondrial 2-oxodicarboxylate carrier (gene ODC2). Gene Ontology annotation, biological process: transmembrane transport. Lineage: Eukaryota; Fungi; Ascomycota; Pichiomycetes; Serinales; Metschnikowiaceae. The record is from RefSeq and is a predicted model, not a curated record.